This is a messenger RNA of Telopea speciosissima, 2333 nucleotides long. Its product is annotated as U-box domain-containing protein 19. The transcript has a single exon. NCBI's taxonomy places the organism in Eukaryota, Viridiplantae, Streptophyta, Magnoliopsida, Proteales, Proteaceae. The coding region runs from base 30 to 2084 and encodes 684 amino acids. Gene Ontology annotation, biological process: protein ubiquitination. Gene Ontology annotation, cellular component: nucleus; cytoplasm. The record is from RefSeq and is a predicted model, not a curated record. Gene Ontology annotation, molecular function: ubiquitin-protein transferase activity; protein binding.
UUUUUUGAUUUUUGUUUAUCUUCAAUUCGAUGAUCCAGAAAUCUGACGAUCUAAAUCGCCGGAUCUUGAGAUUCCCGGCAGUUCAUCCCUGUGAAAGUGUCUCCACAGGAACCCUUCUUCGUGAUCUUAUAGCUCUUUCUCGCAACAUAUGUGAUUACCAGUCGAAGAUCUUUGCAACACAACGCCGGAAUGCACGAGAGGCGAUUCGUCAAGUUGGAAUUCUUCUUGUCUUCUUUGAAGAAAUUCGAGACCGUAAUGAUUCAGCUUUGCCUGAUUUUGUCAGCCUCUGUUUCUCCGAGCUCCAUUAUAGUCUUCAGAAGCUCCGGUUCUUGUUGGAGGAUUGCACUCGCGAAGGUGCUCGGCUUUGGAUUCUGAUGAAGUACGAACGAGUUUCGACUGAGUUUCGUGUACUUAUCAGGACGAUAGCCACGGCGCUGGAUGUGCUUCCUUUGUGUUCGAUCGAUGUUUCCAUUGAAGUCCGAGAAUUGGUCGAGUUAGUGGCUAAUCAAGCUUUCAAGGCGAAAUUUGAGGCCGACCCGGAUGAGGAACAAGCAGCUAAAGGUGUUCUCGACAUUUUAAACCAGUUCGAGAACAAAGUCGUUCCCAGUCGGAUUGAUCUGAGAAGGGUUCUUGACGACCUCGAGAUUCGAAGCUGGAGCCGGUGUAACAAGGAGAUCAAGUUCUUGGACGAAGAGAUAGAUUCGGAAAGCUCAAAAGGAGAGGAGAGGGAGGUCGUGUUUCUGAGUAGUUUAAUGGGUUUUAUGUGCUAUUGUCGAGUCGUCAUGUUCAAUGUUGUUGACUGUAGAAGUAACCACCGUUCGGAUGUCAGAUGCUUUGGAGAGGUGCUCAGUUACCUGAAUCCGGAGGAUUUCCGAUGCCCCAUCUCUCUGGAGUUCAUGGCUGAUCCAGUGACAACAUCAACAGGGCAUACUUAUGAUCGAUCUUCAAUCCUAAAGUGGCUCAAAGCAGGAAACUUCACCUGUCCCAAAACAGGGGAGAAGCUGACGACCACCGAACUGGUCCCUAAUUCGACUCUGCGGAAGCUUAUUCAGCAGUACUGUUCCGAUAAUGGAAUUUCAUUGGCGGAACAUGGCAGUCGGAGUCGUGACAUAACAAGAACAAUUCUUGCCGGCAGUAACGCAGCAGCAGAAGCCAUGAAACAGCUUGCCAACUAUCUUGCUCACACGCUUGUGGUCGGAACAGGGGAAGAGAAGAACAAAGCCGCUUAUGAGAUCCGUUUGCUUGCAAAAUCCAGUAUCUUCAACAGGUCUUGUUUCGCCGAAGCUGAUACAAUCCCUCCUCUACUGAUGCUUAUUUCUUCCACUGACCCAUCAAUUCAAGAGAACGCAAUCGCAGCCCUAUUAAAUCUGUCCAAAUAUUGCAAGUGCAAAACAGAGAUUGUUGAGAAUGGUGGGUUGAGGUUGGUUCUGGAUGUUCUAAGCAGAGGUUUGAAGAUGGAUUGUCGCCAAAUCGCAGCUGCUACUCUGUUUUAUCUUUCUUCAGUGGAAGAGUACAGGAUUUUGAUAGGAGAAAUGCCAGAUGCAAUCCCCUCUUUGGUGAACUUGAUUAGAGAGGGGAAUCCAAGAGGGAAAAAGAAUGCUGUGGUUGCGAUCUUCGGACUCCUUCUCUACCCAGGAAACCAUGAUAUGGUGAUUGCAGCAGGAACAGUCCCUUCAAUGGUUGAUCUUCUAACAUCUUCCGAAAGAGAAGAUCUUGUUACCGACUCUCUAGCAGUUCUAGCAAGGUUAGCAGAGCAACCUGAUGGAACGAUUGUGAUUCUAGGGACCUCUGCUUUACCUCAGCUGUUGAGGAUUCUAAACUCCUCCACUUCCCGAGUAGAGAAGGAGUACUGUGUUUCACUUUUGCUCUCCCUGUGCAGUAAUGGCGGAGCCCAGGUUAUUUCCAUCUUGCAGAACACCCCUUCUCUUAUGGCUUCCUUGUAUUCUCUUCUCACAGAUGGUACCUCACGUGCAAGUAAGAAGGCCAGUUCGCUCAUCACCAUCCUCCAUGAAUUCCACAAUUCUAGUUCAACUGGAUUGUUGGCUCCAGAGGUACCACAAGAACGCUUUGUUCACGUACGUUAAAACCCAAUUUUGUGCCGUUAUUCUUUUGUUCAUUGGUCCCUUUAUUCUUUUUCAAGCAUCUGUUCUUGUAAAUAUGGAUGCUUUUGAAGAAGUUGUUAUAUUAGCUCGGUUUUUUCAAGAGCUAAAUAUGGAGUCACAGCUUCUGAUUAUGAAGCUAUAUGUACAUAUUUAUAAUAUACACUUGUGUAUUCUGAAAUACUUAUUGGAUUAAUAAAGCAAAUAAAGGUGUGUUAUAGAGUUAAGAUCCAA